ACAAUCACGUGACACGCAGCUGUAGCGUGCAGAUGAGCAUGCACAGUAGUGGGCAGCGGCAUGUCGGACGGUGUUGUACAGCAGAAAGAUACUACCUUCACGAAAAUUUUUGUGGGCGGCCUUCCGUACCACACAACGGACAAAUCUUUGCGACAGUUUUUCGAGUCUUUUGGUGAAAUCGAAGAAGCUGUUGUUAUUACAGAUCGCCAAACUGGAAAGAGCAGAGGAUAUGGUUUCGUAACGAUGGUGGACCGCGACGCGGCGGAGCGUGCGGUGAAGGACGCAAACCCUAUAAUUGACGGUCGGAAAGCGAAUGUCAACCUGGCCUACUUGGGGGCCAAGCCCCGCGCCAACGCUCAAAACGGUAAGCUCCUCCGGCGCCGGGUCGCUGCUGCCCCAUACCUCCUCUGCUACCAUCUGCCCCGAUUCCCACUCUCGGUGAGGGCAAGCUAUCCCACACUUCUUCCUAGUCAGUAUGCUGGGCUGCCUCACCAAUACAUGUACCCGUCCACCUACUUGCCGACACCAGGCCUGAUCCUGCCCUCACAGCCGCCCCUGUCCCCGGCCACUUUCUACGAUUACGCCCCGGCCUAUGCUCAGGGACCCCAGGGGGUCCGUACAGGUGCUACAGGAGCCGAACUGGCCUACCCCUUCUCGGCCAGCCCCUCUGCAGCGAUGGCCGCUGCGGCCGCUGCUCCCUACCUAACACCCCAAGGUGCUGCCGCAGCUGCGGCUGCAUACUACACGUUGCCCCAGCCUCUGGCCACGACGGGAGCUACUAGCAGUCUGGCUGGAGCCCCGCCGCCCUAUGGUGCUCAAGCGCAAGACACCAGGCUACAAUAGGGGUUUCUGCUAAGUUUACCCUAAAGAGCGUAUACCACUUUCGGGAAAUUGGGAGGGGGGGGAUAUUAUUAAGUCACAAGUACUCAAGCAUUGCAACGUUUCGUCAAACGGUGUACCUCGAUGUGAAGUGUCACUCGUUAACAAGAAUGGGGAGGGUAAAGCUCAUAAAUGACCAUGGCAGUAGUGGAACUUUUUUUCUUUUUUUUUCCCAAGAUCUGUGUUUCCAGCCAAUGGACUUAUAAGGUAAUUGCAGUGGAUCAGUGAUGCCUGUGCUGUUCAGUGUACUGAGAGCCUCGCAGAGCGCACAGGAAAUUUGAGCCUCUGAUUGAAGGCACCACUUAGCAUUUACCACUGAAGAGAUGCUGCUCUGUUUGGAAAGGGGCAAAAGUUUCAGGGCUCUCAAAUGAACACCUGUAUGUGGCUAUACACAAAUAUCAAAAACACACACACACACCCACGUACCUUGUUAAAAUGACUGUCAUUACGGUAUUGCUCUUUCUGUUUGAAAUGCUCUCAAGUUUAUGAUCUGUGCUUUGUUAAAGAAACCAAUGGAAACUAAUUUAAGUUCACUUUCCUGUUACUCUUGUUACCAUUUGUUCAAAAUUUUGUUGCCAUCACUGUGCCUUUCCCGCGGAGAGGGCAGGGGGACAGAAGAGAGGGGGUUUACUGAGCACAGAAUGUAUGCAGCAGCAUCCCUGUUGAAUCAUUCAUACAAUGUUGCAAAUCUCACUUUAUGUACACGCAGUUAAGUGUUUUGCCUCUGUGGCUUUGUGUUGCGCAGUGCCUUGUCCAGACAUCCCUUAUUGAGCUCACUUCGUAUAUACUACAAUGUUUAGAGCAUCAUGUGCACGCAUCAUUGUGAUAUAUAACCUGACCCCAGUGUAUCAUACACAGUCUUGUUAACGUCGCCUGUAAACAUGUGACCGAGGGCACGAGCUUUCUCGAGCCAUCAAAACACGAGAGAGAGAGCAAAGGGAGAGGUCUCUCUCAUCACAUGACAUGAAUCAUCUGGGUCACGUCCAUAACGUCCACCGAUUAGCAUUAGCGUAGUAGUCAAACAUCAUCCACAGAGCCUCUUGUGAUUGUAACUUUUUAUUUAUCCAUAUUUAUUUUUUAUUUAUACCAUCUAUACUACACCACGUGAUUAGUCGGCCUUGGUGUCUUGUCGUAGCGUACCUCCAACUGGGGCAGAAAGAUUGGGAGCAUACAGGAGAUGCAUUCUAAAUUGUGCCUUGCGAUGUUCCACAAAUUCCAUUUUUGCAAGCGCAGCUUUGACUUAAGCUAGGUUCUUUCAUUUUAAAUGUUUCUCGCAUUACCCGCUCGUAUCUCGCAGGUGUCAUCACAUGUGCAACCAGGUCGAUUUCAUUGCACCAUCGUUACCUUGUUAUGUAAGCGUUGUUUUUAUUGUGGACGUCUUGCUAAAGUUAGGACUCUUGUGUCCUGCCCGAUAAAAAUUCCCCGAUAAAAAGGAAAAAAAAAAAAAAAUUAUGACGCUCAAAAUUGCAGUAACUCGUGCCUUAUGUUAGACUGUCUCCGAGCUUUUUGAGCAUUUACAUAGUUCCUCUGUGGCUGCAGUAAGGCACUGCUCGAAUUACAUUUCACUCAGCAUGCACAUGUGUUCAGUGCAAUGUGAUGCACAAUCGGCUUGGAGGGCAUCUAGUCAUAUCCCAGAGGAAAUGUGGUCGUGCUGUGGAGGUGCACUCAGCAGGGUGAAGCUCCGGAGUAAGCACUCUGAUCGGAGUGGGUCCACCCACAGGAGCCAUUUUUCUUGCGUGAGCCAAAGACAAUCAUCUUCGUGGAAGGUGACCACGAAUGAGCAACUUGCAAAACUGGCCGGUAUCAUGAGAGUGCUCCCGUGAGUCAGUGGUGGUGGUGGUGGUAUUGAUCAGUGUGCAGCGCUCAUUUUUCUUUGUAUAAAGACUGGGCAUGUACUUUUUUGAAGACUAUUUCGUGUGAAAUGUCCAAUGUGCCUCAAUGCCACCCGUCGACCGGCAAGAGUUGUUGCAUUCAAGUUGUGCCAUGUUUUUUCUUGUGCUUACACUGUGUACUUAAAUAUUCAUUGUGGAAUUCCGGCCAACAAACUGACUUGUAAUUAUGAGACCACUUUUUUUAUGUAAACAUGCAUCAGCAGCUGGAUUAGUCAUGACAGCUCACUCUAAUCGACCUGAUUGUGAUAUGUACUCCAAGUUGUAUCAUAAUAAAACUCUUAGCGUAAA
This is a messenger RNA of Ornithodoros turicata, 3059 nucleotides long. Its product is annotated as RNA-binding protein 24-A-like. Gene Ontology annotation, cellular component: nucleus. The record is from RefSeq and is a predicted model, not a curated record. The transcript is spliced from 4 exons. Gene Ontology annotation, molecular function: mRNA 3'-UTR binding. Bases 61 to 843 code for a protein of 260 amino acids. NCBI's taxonomy places the organism in Eukaryota, Metazoa, Arthropoda, Arachnida, Ixodida, Argasidae.